GUGCCCACAUUAAUCACCUGCAGCGCGCAGGUGCCCGGGGAUACCUUACCGGUCGGGUUACCUGAGCCGCGCGCGUCCCCAUGGUGACGGCGGCCACGCGCGGCGCCUUUUGUUUGACUCCAACACUACUGUACAAAUACCCACACCUUGCAGUGUCACACAGGUCCGUCGUGAUUCAGGGCAUUUCCUGUCAAGAAGGGCUAAAAAUUCCCUGAUUUAGAGGGGUGCUUUAUCGACACUUUAGUGCAAUCAGCAAGGUCUCUACACGACAGCGGGGAGAGACAAUAAAUCUGCGGGAACUAUGGAGACGGCACAGAGAUUACAAAGUUCAAGCCUGGACUCCUUCUAUCAGAACCCAUUCGGAAAACCGUUUGGCUUUCACUCCAAGACGGAGUUCGACGCCAAAAACGCACUUGUGCUCACAAGAAGUGACACGUUCUUGUUGCUAAAACCGCCCAAACAGGAGGACAUAUGGAGGAGGAAACCGCCAAGUUUCUGCGUCGAUGCCUACGAUCCGAAGCCCCCCACACGAAACAGUCGGGAAGCGAUGCAGCCGUGGAAGUACGGUACCUUUCCCGGCGACUGGAAACGUCAGAAAGAACAGAUGCAGAAACAGAGUCAAGAACUGGUCCUACCAAACAUUUUAAAACCUAAGAAACCCCAGAGUCCCCUGUUUCAGACGAGAUUUAAGAUCCAUGAUCCCUUAGAGGCGAAAAAAGAUUCCGUGAGAAGACUGGUGUUCAAACAAGAUCAAUUUGAGAAUCCAACUCCUCAUGACUUUAGACAGUAUCCACCCCUAAAGAAACUCGGUCUUCCGGAGUUUGAAACUAAGUAUGAAAAGGACCCGGGUAACCUCAACUUCAAGUCGAAACGGCUCAACCAGAUUUUAGGUCUGGCCCACUCUGACGUGGGUCGUGACGUAGACGCGGGCCGACAGAUGUACCGGCCGAAGAUUGCCGAGCCGAAGUGGGACGCGAAACUCAUCCAUCCCAAGGAGGAGUGGCCGAACCGGUACCAUGCAUACACGCGCUUCCGGAAACCGAACCGCCGUGUGCACAGCGCCUUCAUGGAGCGUGUAGAGGACCAGCUGACGCAGCAGUGGUCACGGGAGAGGGAACAGCCACACACCUUCACGGGCAGAAGGGCGCGGACAACGUCAGUCAGCCUGCGGGGACAGACCGGGCGAGGGAGUAGCACAGAACGGACUGUUGUCACCCGGGCAUGAAUAAUGAUGUGGUCAAUAUGCAAAUAUAUUAUAUAUAAGAGAGAAUACAUGACAUUAUAGAUUGUUGUUAACAGAGUUAAUUAUAUUUUCACGUGUGUAAAGUCUUUUCUAUUCAUUGGAGUUGCUGCAAAGUUAGCCAAUUAUUAUAUUCUGCUACUACUUAUUAUAUAAGAUGUAAGACAAUUUUGCAAUUAAUGAACGUCAAAAUAUACCACACUGCUCAUGAUAUUGCAUUUUAAUAUGUGCUUUUACUUGUGCCUUUUUGUGCAAUUGUGCCAAAAUGAUGCUUUUUCCAAUAAAGCUAUUUAUUGUGCGAUUC
Molecule: messenger RNA, 1544 nt
Organism: Branchiostoma floridae (Florida lancelet)
Lineage: Eukaryota; Metazoa; Chordata; Leptocardii; Amphioxiformes; Branchiostomatidae
Exons: 5
Coding region: 302-1225 (307 amino acids)
Source: RefSeq, a predicted model, not a curated record